AUGCGCCCAACAGGCAGCACGGGAAUAGAUGCAAUGGACAAGAUGAUGAGAGGCUAUUCUAAGAAAUCUCGAAUCAACAACCACGAUAUACUGGCUGACGCUCUCGACAAGACAUACAAAGCUCUCAAAGGGACCGUAGCUGGGCUCAGUGACUUGGAUGCCGAGAUACAGAGGUCUCGCCUCCCGGAUCAUCUGAAGUUUCUAAUGCUCUUGUCGGAACCACCGAGCCGGCAAACCUUCAAGGAUGCAGAGGAUAUUUUAGACAAGAUAGACCAUCCUCAGAAGAAGAAGGCGUCGCUUACUUGGAAGGACAUCCUCGCCGAUGAACCAUUUGAGGGUCAACAUUGGGAAGGCGUGUAUGGGCUACCUCCCAGGAGCACCGUUGAGCAAUGGGAGACACGCAGUGACGGCAGCACGCCAUCUCUUUCUCCAUGGGACGACGAAUCCGAUGUGGACGAUUCGCACUCUUCUUCCGACAUUCGCACUGUUACGACGCCUCCACCAAAGCCGAUCGAUGACAUAGCCCCACCGUCGAACCCCAUGGACCCAAUCAAUGCUUACCGUCAUAGACAAGACGUAGAAGAGCUUCAAGCUCGGCAAUACUGGCGGCCUGGCUGGCAGUCAGAUACUGGUGUCGAGGGAAGACUCGAUCUAGGAGAUGCGUCUACACUAGGCCCCUCUUUCCAUCGAGCACUCGGUUCGAAGAGUACAUUGAGCAUCGAUGGUCCCAGUAUCGAGAGCUACCGCCAUGAAGAAGACAUCGUACGCGAGGUGCUUACCGGAUUGCAAGGACGACGCAAUAUCAUGUUCACUUGGGUUCACAAUGGUCCAGCUGCCUUUUCUUUCGUUCUAUCUCCCGCGGCCCCGAGACUACUUCAUCUGACCGCGGGAUCUCAAGCUUCCAUCGUCACUGCGUUUGCUUCGCUGUCCACAACUCUUGUUCAUCUACGUAAGUUCACUGCCGCUGUCUUCCGCGAGGUCGCAGCAAGUCUGCGACUGCCGUCUACCGACUCACAAUCUCAACCUGCCUACCUGUCACGCCUGCAACGGAGGAGCACACAGACGCUAGAAGCCUUCGCUGAUGCCCUCGACGGCGAGCUCCGAGCGUUCGAUGCAUGGUGCGCCCAUCGCGAAGAGGACAUAUGCCUCGCCCGCGCAGGUCUGGGACGAAGCAUGGUCGUCUCCUUGCUCAGUCUCGAGAAGACCAUCCGUGAUCAGUUCGGCUCCUCCUUCUUUGUCCUCUUCGACAUUGUAGUCGCCGCCGCACGCCAGUCGCAACGUCUCCGUUCCGAGGAACCCACUCCACAGAUCUGGACGCUCCCCGAUUUACCCCAGCGUACGACCCCCUCAAACACGACAGCUCUGCUUCUCGACUCUCUCCUUCCUGUUGCACAAGAGCGCCUGUCGAUGGGCGACACCGUAACCGCCCGCACGCUCAUUCGUGUCUUCAACGCCACCGCGGAGCCUGUAUGGGCCAUGGUGCACAGGUGGAUUCGUGACGGCAUGCCAGUCCGAGAUGGUCAACCUGGCCUCCUCCCCCAAGACAGGCAGACACUAUCGCCAAUCAGUGUUCUUCCGGAGGAGUUCUUUGUGGGGGAUAACGAGAUGCUCAUGUUUGACCCCGACUUCUGGUCGGAGGGAUUUGCGUUGCGUGCCGGGCAGAACGCCACCCCUGGAGACGACAACCGAGCUACAUGUGUCCCAGUCUUUCUGGUUCACGUCGCAGAACUCGUCUUGGCGGCAGGGAAGGUCACGGGGCUCCUCCGCGCUCUGGGGAUCUCAACACUAUUCGACGGCGAACGAGGUCCAGAUGGGUCCGCUGUUCGACUAAGUUGGAUGGCAGGAUGGCAAUCCUUCACGCAGUUAUUGGAGCAGCCACAAACCCCGGGGCUGGAUGAUGGAUCUCUCGCUAUAACAACAACUCCUGAAGAAGCUAUUGCCUCCUCAGAGAACCUGUCUCGGAUCGUCUACGACGAACUUCGUCCUUACGCGGACCAAGCACACGAAGCCCUGACAAAGGUUUUGAUUGAAGAAUGCGAUCUAUGGGCGCACCUGAACGCCAUGGAAGAUCUGUUGUUGAUGCGGAGAGGUGACGCCAUGUCACAUUUCAUAGACAUCCUCUUCAGUCGAAUUGACAAUCGUCAGCCGUGGAAUGACUUCCAUUUCAUGAAUUCCGCGUUCCAAGAUGUCGUCGCGCUGGACCCAGGGCGGAAACCGUGGAUCGACGCAUCGCUGGUUCGCUUCUCGUUCCCCACCACACGUGGUCCUGGGCAGGAACGCAACGUCGCACAGACGGUCCGUGCAAUCGACGGCCUCCUGGUGGAAUAUGCGGUACCUUUUCCAUUGACAUACAUCUUCGGGCCACGCACAAUGCGCGUGUAUUCGUCUAUCUUCACCCUCGUGCUGCAAGUGCGCCGCGCGAAAAGCGUUUUGGAACGGAUUCUCGUCAGGGAGUUGAAGGCCUUCUACGCGAUGCGUGGAAGGCUGUCAUGGUUCGUCAAUACAUUCCUGAACUUCUUGACAACCAAUGUCCUGCACACACAGAUCCUGAAGUUCCGCGAGGCCUUUCGGCACGCGAAGUCCCUCGACGGGAUGAUCAAGCUGCAAAAUGAACAGGCGGUGCUCCUGCAACGCAAUACCGUCGCCCUGCACCGCGCCAUCAUGUCCAUCCUCGACAUGUCCCUCCACUACACCGACGUCUUCGUCUCCUUCGCCGGAGACACCACGCACGACAUCUCCCGCGCCUCCAUCCGCGCCCCCACCCGCCACCGCUCGCGUCGCUUCCGCGCCCAGCGGCGGAACGUCGUCAGCUUCGCCGGCGAGGCGCAGUCCCUGCUCGCCGGGCUCGACUCGGACAGCUCCGACUCGGAGAUGGACGAGGGGCAGCUGAGCGCGCACGAGCCCUUCGCGUCGUUCUCGCUCGGGGCGUCGACGUCAGCGUCGUUCGCGGGCGAGGGCGAGGAGGGCUUCGGGGAGCGGCUGGACAAGAUGUCGGGCGAACUCGACGCGCUUGUCAGGUUCGUGCGAAGGGGGGUGGAGAGCCUCGCGGCGGGCACGGGCGAGGCCGCGCCGGCGUUUGGUAUGUUCGCGUUCGCUCUCGAGGACUGGGAUAGGUAG
Epithele typhae is the source of this 3117-nucleotide messenger RNA. RefSeq names its product Spc98 family-domain-containing protein. Gene Ontology annotation, cellular component: centrosome; equatorial microtubule organizing center; spindle pole. Gene Ontology annotation, molecular function: microtubule minus-end binding; gamma-tubulin binding. Gene Ontology annotation, biological process: meiotic cell cycle; mitotic cell cycle; spindle assembly. The coding region runs from base 1 to 3117 and encodes 1038 amino acids. The transcript is spliced from 12 exons. The record is from RefSeq and is a predicted model, not a curated record. NCBI's taxonomy places the organism in Eukaryota, Fungi, Basidiomycota, Agaricomycetes, Polyporales, Epitheliaceae.